Molecule: messenger RNA, 318 nt
Organism: Schizosaccharomyces cryophilus OY26
Lineage: Eukaryota; Fungi; Ascomycota; Schizosaccharomycetes; Schizosaccharomycetales; Schizosaccharomycetaceae
Product: DNA replication factor C complex subunit Ctf8
Exons: 2
Coding region: 1-318 (105 amino acids)
Biological process (GO): mitotic sister chromatid cohesion
Cellular component (GO): Ctf18 RFC-like complex
Source: RefSeq, a predicted model, not a curated record
AUGUCUAUGGUUCAAAUUACUCGUAAAAUUGGCGAUCAAAUUUAUUUAAUUGAAUUGCAAGCUACAGUCGAAAAAGUCUCAGAAACAUUCGAUAUAGGAACUCUUGAAAUUAUUCAGGAAAACAAUAAAAAAAAGGCUGCUAUUUACGUAGGAAAUCAAUGCAUGGAAGGUGUUGUUGAGACUUUGCAGAAGCCUUUAGCUGUUUUACAAAAAUCGCAUGUUGGAAACGACAGUUUGCCCAUUCAAGAACUGAAUAUUGUUUCUUUCAUUAAAGAGAAAAUUCGCUUUAGUUCACGUCCUUUACCUGUGAAAAUUUAG